Molecule: messenger RNA, 1295 nt
Organism: Labrus mixtus (cuckoo wrasse)
Lineage: Eukaryota; Metazoa; Chordata; Actinopteri; Labriformes; Labridae
Exons: 3
Coding region: 281-1267 (328 amino acids)
Source: RefSeq, a predicted model, not a curated record
UGUAAAGGCUCAGGCAUAAUCCAUCCUUUAACGUAAUCCGAAAUAACAAAGAGAUUUUUCCCACUCAUUGUGGGUUUGUGUGUAUGUUACCAUAGCAGCCAGUUUAAUAGGCCUACCACAUCAUCUAACUGUUCUUUGCUUACUACUGCUUGAGAGAAAAGGAGCUGACACACACAACUCUGAAAAGUUUGGACAUUUCUUUUUUUUUGUUAAUUUUUUUGAGAGAUGUUUAGACAUUGCCACAAAAGAUUCUUGAAGGUGCUUUUAUAUACAUUUUGGAAUGCAUAAAGAGAAGAAGACAGGGACAUUUAAUCCAGAAAACCAUGAAGACAACACAUUUCCUAUGACUGUGCGUAAAGUAAAGGAAACAGCUCCCAGGGAGAGAACUAUGAAGUCAAAGGAGAAGGUGAAAGUUUCAGUAUCAAAUGGCAACAGUCUCACUGCAAAAGGAGAGACAUCAGGGGAUAUAUUGAGGCUUUAUGUCAAUCUAAUGCCUCUUUUGGCUGCAGCGAAGGAGCCAAUGGAGGAAGAGGAGGGGGAGGAGGAGGACAGCAGCUCGGAAAGUAAAAAGAUACCAAUGACAAGCAAUAAGAAUGAGCCAUCUCUGAAUAUAUCAGAGGAACGAAUAACUGAUUUUAACAGAGGAAUCAAUUUUGACGCUGACACCCAACAAACAGUAAGUCCUUGGCUAGUGCUGCCAUGUCUAAUUCAUCCUGAAGCAGCUCCUCAGUGUCUGCAGACAAAGAGGUGUCACACUCCUCUCCCUCCCAUCACUGUAUCAAAACAAACCAAAAUCUCCUCAAACUUCACAAUUAAAGGCGGCAGAAGCGAAAGGUUUGUAACAGGAGGAGUUCCAGACAGCAGGCCCUGGAUAGACAAUCCUCUGCUCUCUAAAAGUAGAUCUGCUGAGUUUCGUCUUCCUGACAUUUCCCUCUCCAGUCUGGGCGCCCUGCUGCAGACAGUUACGCAGAAACUGGGGAGGAAGAGGAGAGGUGGUGAGGAAGAGCCGUGGAGACGGGUCCAGUCUGAUCACCUCCUUAUGACUGUUGGUGAUCAGCGUCUGAGGCGGAAGAGUUUAUGGCAGCAGAUCGGAUGCUCCACAAAUGAAGAAAACCCUACCAACAUUGGAGCAGACACAGAAGCAUCAGUGGAUGAACGCAGUAUAAACAGAAAGAGGAGGCUCCCUCCGCUUAUCUGCGCACCACAACCAAUGCUGAUCCUCGCAAUGACAAAGAACAACCUCAUGACCCCCAACAUGCUGCAAUGACUCAGAGCCACAACUAAAGUCUUUGUUA